UCAUCAUCCUCCCGUCCUCUCCUUCCUGACUUAUCCCGUCUUCUACCACCAUUUACCUGAAUGACCCAUUCUCGAUAUCUAAAGACACUAUCAUUCAGGAUGCAGGUCGCGGAAAUACUAUCCGAUAUCACCUCGCUACGUGUCUGUGGACACAACGAGGCUCUCGCACUUGUCAGUGGACCGGCGCUCGUCAAUCAGCCGCAUGCUGGAGCUGGCUCGGGCGCCUCUAAUGGACAAACCAGCAAGCAAGAAGCCCUGCAACGUGCAAAGGAGCUCGUACAGUUACAUUACGAGGUGAAGUCCCGGCAUGUCGAUGGCGAGGUGGAUGAGGAGUUGCGUCAGGCUAGAGAGUAUGUGUACCGGGUUCUGAGGGAAUUGGCGUGAUGUUGUUGUUUUGAGUUUUGAAGCGUUUCGAUAAUGUAUAUGAUUAUGAUCUUUUUGUCGCCAUUCUCUUCAAUACACAGCCAGAGAACUUGGCUUGAAAACAG
Messenger RNA from Penicillium subrubescens, 488 nucleotides. RefSeq lists its product as uncharacterized. The coding region runs from base 61 to 384 and encodes 107 amino acids. NCBI's taxonomy places the organism in Eukaryota, Fungi, Ascomycota, Eurotiomycetes, Eurotiales, Aspergillaceae. The record is from RefSeq and is a predicted model, not a curated record. The transcript has 2 exons.